AUGUCCAAGCAACUUCGCGAGUAUCCAAAAGUCACGUCCUUCGAUCUACGCAAUAGGCUGCACCGUCCCAAGCGAGUCAAAAUGCUUGCACGAGACUUUAUUGAAGAUAGCUUGUACAAUCCCAACUAUGGAUAUUUCUCCAAGCAUGCAACAAUCUUCAAUCCAGGAGAACCUUUCGAUUUUCCCACCAUCAAGGAUGACGCAGAGUUCAACCGACGAGUAAGCCUCAGCUAUGCUGAAUAUGAAGAUAAACUUGACGAGGAAGAUCCUGAUGAGACACGGCAAUUGUGGCACACGCCAACAGAACUGUUUAGACCCUAUUAUGGCGAGGCUAUAGCUCGCUAUCUUAUUACCAACUACCGAUUGACUUUAUUCCCCUACCACGACUUGAUCAUAUACGAGAUGGGUGCUGGCAAUGGGACCUUGAUGCAGAAUGUUCUUGAUUACAUACGUGAUACUGAUCCGGAAGUGUAUCAAAGGACGAGGUUCAGGAUCAUUGAGAUUUCAUCUUCCUUAGCAAAGUUGCAAUUGAGAAACCUACGGAAGUCGCCGACCUCCUCAGAACACCUAGACCAUGUCGAGAUCAUCAACAAAUCCAUUUUUGAUUGGAGCGACUAUAUCCAUUCUCCCUGUUUCUUCCUUGCUCUGGAGGUCUUUGACAACUUUGCGCAUGAUAGCUUACGCUACAAUCCGAUAUCAGAGGAACCGCUGCAGGGCAAUGUUUUGAUUGAUGAGGAGGGAGAAUUCUUUGAGUAUUAUGAAAAGAUGCUCGAUCCUGUAGCUGCUCGAUAUUUGCGCAUCCGGGAAGCUGCCUCAAGAUCCCGUUUCACGACCCCCGUAUCUGAUUCACGACUCCUCCGACGCCUCAAACUCGCCCUUCCUUUCGCACCUAAUCUGACUCGACCCGAAUGGAUACCGACAAGAAUGAUGCAGUUCUUUGACAUACUACGCGACUAUUUUCCCGCUCAUCGACUCAUUGUAGCGGACUUUGAUAUUUUGGAAAAGACCACACCAGGCAUAAAUGCCCCUGUUGUUCAGACAAGAUACCAAAGACGGAAUGUUCCUGUCACCACUCCCUACGUGCAUCAAGGCUAUUUUGAUAUUUUCUUCCCUACAGAUUUCCGCAUGAUGGAAGAUAUCUACAGAGCUAUUACCGGGAAGCUUACGAGGGUACUUAGCCACAAGGACUUUCUUGAGAGAUGGGCUCAUGUGGAAGACACGCAGACCAAGAGUGGAGAGAAUCCUAUGCUAAGUUGGUAUAAAAAUGCUCGUGUGAUGACCACGGUUUAA
Endocarpon pusillum Z07020 is the source of this 1290-nucleotide messenger RNA. RefSeq lists its product as uncharacterized. Gene Ontology annotation, molecular function: protein-arginine omega-N symmetric methyltransferase activity. Gene Ontology annotation, cellular component: mitochondrion. Bases 1 to 1290 code for a protein of 429 amino acids. The record is from RefSeq and is a predicted model, not a curated record. NCBI's taxonomy places the organism in Eukaryota, Fungi, Ascomycota, Eurotiomycetes, Verrucariales, Verrucariaceae. The transcript has 2 exons.